CUGACUGAUAUUUCGCCAUUUUAUUAACUUAUAAGGCUAACGGACAACUUCCCCUUCUCAAUUCUCUCCCCUCUCUCGUCCCAUUUAGCUCUCUCCCCCAAGCCCCACUCCUCCCGUUUCAAACAUUUCAUUAUUGUCCCUCCCUCAAUCCCUACUCUCCUGCUUGUACUUCACUGUUCUCUUGAAAUCUAUACACUCAUCAUCACCACACUACUCUCUCUCUCUCUCUCUCUCUCUCUCUCUGCGCUUUAUUAAGCUUCUUUCCCGUUCAUCUUCUUCCUCAUCAGCGCCUUCAAAUCGAAAGAAACCUUUGCUGUAUUCUUCGGGGUCGUUGAGUUUGGGUGCAUUUUUCCUUGAAACCACGCACGGUCAUAGACGCGAGGCAAUAUGAUGCACCGUUGCUGUGGCUCCCAGGGGCACGUGAUUGGACCGUGUACAUGUGGUAUGAUUCACGGCCAAAACAACUCCUUCUCCGUGCUAUUCUCGAUGCCCAACCACAACCAUAAAUCCUAUGGUGACUGCGACAUGUAUUCUUUCACCCCCUCUCCUUCCUCUUCUGUUGACUGCACCCUCUCCCUUGGCACCCCCUCGACCCGUUUAUCCGUAGACGAAGAAAAACGCAAUCGCCAUGACCAUCGCUCUGUUUCAAACUUCUGCUGGGAUUUAUUACAAUCCAAACACACCUCUCACUCCCACACCAAGUCCGGUCGCGGCGCUAAUAGUAGUAACUCUUCCGGUGAUCCCCUCCUUGCUCGUCGUUGUGCCAACUGCGACACCACUUCCACUCCCCUCUGGAGAAACGGCCCUAGAGGCCCCAAGUCUCUAUGCAAUGCCUGUGGGAUUAGAUUCAAGAAGGAAGAGAGAAGGGCAAGUGCUGUAGCCGCCACUACGGCGGCCAACUCAGGCAGUGUCAUGGAGUCGGCGCCGAUGUACACCGGUCAGCACAACACUUCGUGGUACGCGCACUCUCAAAGCCAGAAAAUGCAGUGCAUCUCUCCGGGGAUGGGAAACGAGUUUCGCGUCUCGGACGACGCCGACCGCGGCAUUCCGUUUCUCUCUUGGAGACUCAACGUUUCGGACAGACCGAGCCUCGUUCAUGAUUUCACGAGAUGAAACGUUAGGAAAAUGAUGUUUGGAUAAUAGAAACGACAAGAGGAGUUAUCUAGCGAGCCGACGGUCAAGAUCACGCAGUUAUGCUUCACGUUUUACGAUGAGAAUGCAGAUGUUUUUGAUGGCGAUGGUUAUGGUCUCCUCUCGUCAAUAUUUUUUUUUUUUCUCUUUCUGGUUUUAAUGCCUUUUGACCUUGUCCUUUUUGUUCUCUUCCUCUUCUCCGCCUUGCCAAAGAUGGAGUAAGAAUGGGAUAAUCCGAUGUUCUAAGAUUGCUUUU
Messenger RNA from Prosopis cineraria, 1387 nucleotides. RefSeq names its product GATA transcription factor 18-like. Gene Ontology annotation, biological process: regulation of DNA-templated transcription; flower development. Bases 388 to 1113 code for a protein of 241 amino acids. The transcript is spliced from 2 exons. Lineage: Eukaryota; Viridiplantae; Streptophyta; Magnoliopsida; Fabales; Fabaceae. The record is from RefSeq and is a predicted model, not a curated record. Gene Ontology annotation, molecular function: zinc ion binding; DNA-binding transcription factor activity; sequence-specific DNA binding.